UGUGGCACUGUCUAUAAAUUGAGCGGCCAAAGCAAAGAAAACUCCAUUAAAAAAAAAAAAAAAACUCUUUAAAAAAGCUUUCUUUGCUCUUUCUUUCUCUGAUCACUCCGUGAUUGAAAAGAGAAAAAAAAAAAACAAAAAAAACAAUAGCCUUUUCUGGACUCUCAGCUUUGUCUUCUACUUUCUCGUGCAACAGAUCAUAAGCAACCCAUUCUUCAGGAACCUUCGCGAUCAUAUUUUUCACUUCUUUUUUUUUUUUUUCUGUUUUUCUCAUCUGGGUCUCACGGGAUUCGCUUUUUUCCCCAGUUUUUUUUUUUUUUUUUUUUUCCGAAAUUUGGCAUAAAGUCUGCGUUUUUCUUAUCUGGGUCUGUAUUGUUUCACUGCCCAUAUAAAAGGAAAGAAGAGAGAUGUCGAGUCGGAACUUGGAGAAGAUGGCGUCUAUUGAUGCUCAGCUGAGGCUUCUGGCGCCGGCCAAGGUGUCGGAGGACGACAAGCUGAUUGAGUAUGACGCUUUGUUGUGUGAUCGAUUUCUUGACAUUCUUCAGGAUUUACAUGGAGAGGAUCUUAGAGAAACGGUUCAAGAUUGUUAUGAGCUUUCUGCCGAGUAUGAGAGGAACUUGGAUCCUAAGAAGUUGGAGGAACUCGGGAAUGUUUUAACGAGUUUGGAUCCCGGGGACUCUAUUGUUGUUGCUAAAUCGUUUUCCCACAUGCUUAACCUGGCCAAUCUGGCUGAGGAAGUUCAGAUUGCUUACAGAAGAAGGAUCAAGCUGAAGAAGAAGGGGGACUUUGUUGAUGAGAAUUCAGCUACUACCGAGUCUGACAUUGAGGAGACUCUGAAGAGGCUCGUGGUGGAUUUGAAGAAGUCCCCGCAGGAGGUUUUCGAUGCAUUGAAGAACCAGACUGUGGAUUUGGUUUUAACUGCGCAUCCUACUCAAUCCGUCCGCAGAUCGUUACUUCAAAAGCAUGCAAGGAUAAGGAAUUGUUUGACGCAGUUGCAUGCUAAGGAUAUAACUCCUGAUGAUAAGCAGGAACUUGAUGAGGCUUUACAAAGAGAGAUUCAAGCUGCAUUUCGUACUGAUGAAAUUCGAAGGACUCAACCCACCCCACAAGAUGAGAUGCGAGCAGGCAUGAGCUACUUUCAUGAGACGAUAUGGAAAGGUGUGCCAAAAUUCUUGCGUCGUGUUGACACUGCCUUGAAGAAUAUAGGAAUAAACGAGCGCGUCCCUUACAAUGCCCCUCUUAUUCAAUUCUCUUCUUGGAUGGGUGGUGAUCGUGAUGGAAACCCCAGGGUAACACCAGAAGUUACAAGGGACGUAUGCUUGCUGGCCAGAAUGAUGGCGGCGAAUUUGUACUUUUCCCAGAUUGAGGAUCUUAUGUUUGAGUUGUCUAUGUGGCGCUGCAACGAUGAACUACGCACUCGCGCUGAUGAAAUUCACAGCUCCUCAAAGAAAGAUGCAAAGCACUAUAUAGAGUUCUGGAAAAUAAUUCCUCAAAAUGAGCCCUAUCGUGUUAUCCUUGGUGGUGUGAGGGACAAGCUUUAUAACACACGUGAGCGAGCUCGUCAAUUACUUGCCAAUGGAUUCUCUGACAUUCCUGAGGACACCACUUUUACCAAUGUUGAGCAGUUCUUGGAGCCUCUUGAAUUAUGUUACAGAUCGCUUUGCUCUUGUGGCGAUAGAUCAAUAGCUGACGGAAGCCUUCUUGAUUUCUUGCGUCAAGUCUCCACUUUUGGGCUUUCACUCGUCAGGCUUGACAUCCGACAAGAAUCAGACAGGCACACUGAUGUCAUGGAUGCGAUAACAAAGCAUCUCGAGAUUGGAUCCUACCGCGAGUGGUCUGAGGAACGCAGGCAAGAAUGGCUCUUGUCUGAGCUCCGUGGCAAGCGACCUCUCUUUGGCCAAGACCUUCCGAAAACCGAAGAAAUUGCUGAUGUCCUUGACACGUUUAAUGUCAUUGCUGAGCUUUCCCCGGACAACUUUGGUGCCUACAUCAUUUCCAUGGCUACAGCCCCGUCCGACGUGCUUGCUGUUGAGCUUUUGCAGCGUGAAUGCCGCGUGCAGACUCCACUGAGGGUGGUUCCUUUGUUUGAGAAGCUCGCUGAUCUUGAGGUUGCUCCGGCUGCCGUGGCUCGUCUCUUCUCGAUAGACUGGUACAGGGACCGGAUCAACGGCAAGCAAGAGGUCAUGAUUGGGUACUCAGAUUCCGGAAAGGACGCCGGACGAUUAUCCGCUGCUUGGCAGUUGUACAAGGCUCAAGAAGAGCUUGUUAAGGUGGCUAAACAAUUUGGAGUAAAGCUCACGAUGUUCCAUGGCCGAGGUGGGACUGUUGGAAGAGGAGGUGGACCAACACAUCUUGCUAUAUUGUCUCAGCCUCCAGACACAAUCCAUGGCUCUCUCCGUGUCACCGUUCAAGGUGAAGUCAUUGAGCAGUCAUUUGGAGAGGAGCACUUGUGCUUCAGAACCCUGCAGCGUUUCACUGCAGCAACACUCGAGCAUGGAAUGCAUCCCCCAGUGUCGCCAAAGCCAGAGUGGCGAGCGCUCAUGGAUGAGAUGGCUGUUAUUGCCACGAAGGAAUACCGAUCCAUAGUCUUUCAGGAGCCUCGUUUUGUCGAGUACUUCCGCCUUGCAACUCCCGAGUUGGAGUAUGGUCGGAUGAACAUUGGAAGCCGUCCAUCGAAGAGGAAGCCAAGUGGAGGCAUCGAGUCACUCAGGGCGAUCCCAUGGAUCUUUGCAUGGACGCAGACGAGGUUUCACUUGCCGGUGUGGCUUGGAUUUCGGGCAGCAUUUAAGCAUGUUAUUGAGAAGGAUGUGAAGAAUCUUCAGAUGCUUCAGGAGAUGUAUAACAGGUGGCCUUUCUUCAGGGUCACCAUUGAUUUGGUUGAGAUGGUUUUUGCUAAAGGAGACCCGAGAAUUGCUGCUCUCUAUGAUAAGCUCCUUGUGUCUAAAGAGCUUUGGUCCUUUGGAGAGAAGUUGAGGUCUAACUAUGAAGAAACUAAACGUCUUCUCCUCAAGGUUGCCAGGCACAAGGAAGUUUUGGAAGGAGAUCCCUACUUGAGACAGAGACUUCGCCUUCGUGACUCGUACACAACGACACUUAACGUUUGCCAAGCCUACACACUAAAACGGAUCCGGGACCCGAACUACCAUGUGACAGAAAGGCCACACUUGUCCAAGGAAUACAUGGAGUCGACGAACAAGCCAGCAGCAGAGCUUGUGAAGCUCAAUCCCACGAGCGAGUACGCGCCAGGCCUCGAGGACACACUUAUUUUGACGAUGAAGGGUAUCGCCGCCGGCAUGCAGAACACCGGUUAGAAGACUUGUUUAUGUUUUGGUUAUGAUGUCAACUUCGAAUGUGUAAACUAGAACCGAGAAACAAUAAAAGCUUUAAUAGAACGUAUAAUAAACUCUGGUAUAAUGACUCAAAUACCUAGAGGCUUAUUUAUGGCUUUUGUAACCAAGGAUUCUCCAUGUUUUUUUCGCUAUAUAAGAAAGUUUAUUCUAUUUA
This is a messenger RNA of Morus notabilis, 3504 nucleotides long. Its product is annotated as phosphoenolpyruvate carboxylase. The transcript has 10 exons. Gene Ontology annotation, biological process: tricarboxylic acid cycle; carbon fixation; leaf development. Gene Ontology annotation, molecular function: phosphoenolpyruvate carboxylase activity. Gene Ontology annotation, cellular component: apoplast; chloroplast; cytosol. The record is from RefSeq and is a predicted model, not a curated record. Lineage: Eukaryota; Viridiplantae; Streptophyta; Magnoliopsida; Rosales; Moraceae. The coding region runs from base 408 to 3311 and encodes 967 amino acids.